UUCGCAGCUUCCACCUGGCGAGUCAGGACUCCCGCGCGUGCGCAGCUUGGAUGGGUGGGACAGAAAGAUGAAGCUGACGGAAAAGUUGCCGGCCGAGGAAAGGCUGAAGUUCUUUCACAAAGUAAUUGAUGGGAUUUGUGGCCGUGCAUACCCUCGAUAUCAAGACUAUAACACUAUUUGGAAUUUGACAGAAUGGAUGGAGGUUCUAGAACAAACCUCGGCAUAUUUCAAAAGUACCGUUGCCAAAGAUCGUUCAGAUGAAGAGGCACUUCAGCCAUUGGACGAGCUCAGUUCUGACUCUCAAAAAGCUGUGGUGACUUGCUUGAAAGGCAGAAAACAUGACAUCAGGCAUGCCCUGAUUGAAAGAACAAACGGCAUCUGUUCGGCACGCCUCCUGGAUUUUGACUGGCAGCUGAAGCUUGCUCUCUCUAGUGAUAAACUUUCCAUGCUGCAAAUGCCACUCCUAAACCUUGAUCUGGAUUUAACAGAGAAUGGUAACCUCAAGCCAUACUCCGUAGAAAUGAAUAAGGAAGAGCUACAGAACCUAAUAAGUUCACUGGAAGCUGCCAAUAAGGUUGUUCUGCAACUGAAAUGAUUCCGCUAUCGGAAGUGUCAGUGAAGAAAAUAGAAGUGUAUUCUUCAAAACGAAAGGAACUGAAAUGCUUCUGAAGUGCUGAGGUUGACGCAUUAAAGUGAGAGACGGAAAGAUGUUAUUCACAAUCUUACUGAGAGAACAACUCUUGAUCUCUGCUAGGCCAAAAUAAAUGCAAAAUCACAUUGUGGUUAACCGGUGAACAUAUCUUUGAUAGACCGCUGCAUUUCUGAGAAGGUUUGAGUGCCAUGUUAAAGCAUUUGUUGGAGAUCCUGAAGAUAGGGUGGACUUUGUCCUAUCAUGUAACAAGCAGCCAACAGUUACCUGAAAUAACGUGAUGCAAAUAUUCCUUUUCUUCUUCUCUUGGGAUUUGUGUAACUAAAUUGCAGACUAGGACUGUGAAAACUAUUUUAUACUUAAAGACACAAUUUGCUGUUAUAUUUUCGAACUGCAUAAAGAGGUUUUGUUUUGCAGAUUGAGCUCUGUUAAACACAAUAGAAUGUGUCUACAAUUAAGUGUAGUGGAUUGAACAUGCCCAUCACCAGACCAUUUUAAGCAUUCUGCCUAGCUCUAGCUUAUAAUGUGCUUCUGUGUGAAAUAAAUUGAUUUCUCUUAAAUAUUAAA
Messenger RNA from Zootoca vivipara (common lizard), 1216 nucleotides. RefSeq names its product COMM domain containing 8 (gene COMMD8). NCBI's taxonomy places the organism in Eukaryota, Metazoa, Chordata, Lepidosauria, Squamata, Lacertidae. The record is from RefSeq and is a predicted model, not a curated record.